AUGAUUUCACCAUCAAAUUCAACAAAUUCUCGACAAACUUUUAUAAUUGUUGAGUCGGAAAAAGAGGAUAUUAGCAAACGAUUAUCUCAAUCUACAGUGCCACAUGAAAAUAUUAUAAACGACUCAAAUUUAAACUCAGAAGUUAUGCCUACAUUGCCAUCGCAACUCGUUCAAAAUUUUAUUCAAUUUAUGAACAACUCGAAUUCGGUCAUUGAAACUAUAACAACGGAGAUAGUGGAAGAAUUAGUGACGUUAUUUAUAAAGAUAUUGAAUGAAGGAAAGUCUCAUCCACAACGUUGUUCAAUCCUAAACGAUUACUUAGAAUCACAUGGUCUCACCCUUGAAGAAAUUCAUAUAUGGUUAGCUAAUAAAGAUUUCACAAAUGAAGAAACAAAUUCUGCUCAUAAUGGCUUUAAAUUGGCUAAAAAAGGUUAG
Funneliformis mosseae is the source of this 435-nucleotide messenger RNA. NCBI's taxonomy places the organism in Eukaryota, Fungi, Glomeromycota, Glomeromycetes, Glomerales, Glomeraceae. The record is from the annotation of a GenBank genome assembly.